Messenger RNA from Gymnodraco acuticeps, 915 nucleotides. Its product is annotated as olfactory receptor 11A1-like. The record is from RefSeq and is a predicted model, not a curated record. The annotation marks the transcript as partial. Gene Ontology annotation, molecular function: olfactory receptor activity; G protein-coupled receptor activity. Gene Ontology annotation, biological process: G protein-coupled receptor signaling pathway. The transcript has a single exon. Gene Ontology annotation, cellular component: membrane. NCBI's taxonomy places the organism in Eukaryota, Metazoa, Chordata, Actinopteri, Perciformes, Bathydraconidae.
UAUUUCAUACUGACUGCAUACUCUGACACUGGUCUUUUUAAAUACCUUUAUUUCCUGAUCAUUCUUGCUUUGUAUAUUUGUAUUAUAGGUGCCAAUGUGUUGCUGAUUGUGGUUAUCUGUGUGAACAGGAGCUUACAUAAACCUAUGUACCUUUUUCUGUGCAGCCUGUUUGUAAAUGAACUGUAUGGUAGUACAGGGUUGUUUCCAUUCCUUCUGGUUCAGAUCCUCUCUGACAUUCACACUGUCUCUGCUCCGCUCUGCUUCCUGCAGGUUUAUUCUGUGCAUACAUAUGUGUGUGUGGAAUUCAUUAAUUUAGCCGUCAUGUCUUAUGACAGAUAUCUUGCUAUCUGUUAUCCUCUGCAAUAUAACACACAUAUGACGUUUAAAAAGGUUGCAAUGCUUAUAACAAUGACAUGGUUAUUGCCUUUCAUUGCAAUUUGGAUUCUAAUAUCACUGAGUGUGUCUUUGCAGCUGUGUGGGAACAUCAUUAACAACGUUUACUGUAAUAACUACUCCAUUGUUAAGCUGGCCUGCUCUGACACUACAGUCAAUAAUGUGUAUGGACUCAUCUUUACUUUUUUCAUAAUCAUGUUUCCUGUGUCUCUGAUCGUGUACUCGUACAUGAGGAUCCUCAGAGUGUGUUUCUCUGGCUGUAAGCAGAGCAGACAGAAAUCUGUCAGCACCUGCACACCUCACCUCGCUUCCCUCAUCAACUUCUCCUUUGGGGCUUUCUUUGAAGUAUCACAGAGCAGGUUUAAUAUGAGCGGUGUACCCAACAUGUUGAGAAUAUUUUUAUCAUUAUAUACCCUCACUUGUCAGCCUCUCUUCAGCCCUAUGAUGUACGGCCUCAACAUGUCCAAGAUAUACAUCCUGUGUAAAAAUCUGCUGCUAGUUGGGGUUAGGAAUAACCUCUAA